This is a messenger RNA of Merops nubicus (carmine bee-eater), 2685 nucleotides long. Its product is annotated as dedicator of cytokinesis protein 3-like. The record is from RefSeq and is a predicted model, not a curated record. Gene Ontology annotation, biological process: small GTPase-mediated signal transduction. Gene Ontology annotation, cellular component: cytoplasm; plasma membrane. Lineage: Eukaryota; Metazoa; Chordata; Aves; Coraciiformes; Meropidae. The transcript has 21 exons. The annotation marks the transcript as partial. Gene Ontology annotation, molecular function: guanyl-nucleotide exchange factor activity; small GTPase binding.
GUGGAAGCCGAGUUGAUUGAUAAGCUGGACAGCCUGGUAUCUGAAGGAAAAGGGGAUGAGAACUACAGGGAACUCUUCAGCCUGCUAACCCAGCUCUUUGGGCCUUAUCCCAGUUUGCUGGAGAAGAUUGAGCAGGAAACGUGGCGGGAGACUGGAGUCUCUUUUGUAACGUCAGUUACUCGUCUCAUGGAGCGUCUACUGGACUAUAGGGACUGUAUGAAAGGAGAUGAAACGGAAAACAAGAAAAUUGGCUGCACUGUUAACCUCAUGAAUUUCUAUAAAUCCGAAAUCAACAAAGAGGAGAUGUACAUCCGCUAUAUCCAUAAGCUCUGUGACAUGCACCUGCAGGCUGAGAACUAUACAGAGGCUGCAUUUACUUUGCUUUUGUACUGUGAGUUGCUUCAGUGGGAGGACAGACCUCUGAGAGAGUUCCUGCAUUAUCCAUCUCAGUCAGAGUGGCAACGUAAGGAAGGUCUGUGCCGUAAGAUUAUCCAUUACUUCAACAAAGGGAAGAGCUGGGAGUUUGGAAUCCCCCUGUGCAGAGAACUGGCCCUGCAGUACGAAAGUCUAUAUGAUUACCAGAGCCUCAGCUGGAUUCGUAAAAUGGAAGCUACUUAUUACGAUAACAUCAUGGAACAGCAGCGCUUAGAACCUGAGUUUUUCAGAGUCGGUUUUUAUGGUCGGAAAUUCCCAUUUUUCUUGCGGAACAAGGAGUAUGUAUGUCGGGGUCACGACUACGAGAGGCUGGAAGCCUUCCAGCAGAGGAUGCUGAGUGAGUUCCCACAAGCCAUUGCAAUGCAGCAUCCAAACCACCCGGAUGACUCCAUAUUGCAGUGUGAUGCCCAGUAUUUACAGAUCUAUGCGGUGACCCCCAUCCCAGACAACAUCGAUGUGCUGCAAAUGGACCGUGUCCCUGAUCGCAUAAAGAGCUUCUACCGCGUCAACAACAUCCGGAAGUUCCGCUAUGACAGGCCCUUCCACAAAGGCCCAAAGGACAAGGAGAAUGAAUUCAAGAGCUUGUGGAUUGAACGUACAACUCUGACCUUGACUCACAGUUUGCCUGGGAUCUCUCGUUGGUUUGAAGUGGAAAGAAGAGAACUGGUUGAAGUAAGUCCUUUGGAAAAUGCCAUUCAAGUGGUUGAGAACAAAAACCAGGAGCUGAGAACACUGAUAAGCCAGUACCAGCAUAAACAAAUGCAUGGUAACAUCAAUCUUCUCAGCAUGUGUCUGAAUGGAGUGAUUGAUGCAGCUGUCAAUGGGGGAAUUGCACGAUACCAGGAGGCCUUUUUUGAUAAAGAUUAUAUCACAAAGCACCCUGGAGAUGCAGAGAAGAUCACACAGCUCAAGGAACUCAUGCAGGAACAGGUGCAUGUCUUAGGAGUGGGUCUGGCAGUCCAUGAGAAAUUCGUACACCCAGAAAUGCGUCCCCUGCAUAAGAAACUGAUAGACCAGUUCCAGAUGAUGCGAUCCAGUCUGUACCAUGAGUUACCUGGUUUGGAUAAGCUGAGUCCAGCCUGCUCUGGCACUAGUACACCACGCAGCAAUGUUCUGGUCUCACAUGGACCUAUGAGCCCAGAGAGCAUAAAGCUGAUGCAUCGACACAGCCCACUGAACAUGCUUGGUUCAGUCCGACACUCCUCAUCCUCUCUGUCGUCCCACACCUCCAGUGAAACAGGAAACCUGGUUAUCCUAACAGACAGUUCUGUGGGGGAGGCUGCCGAGGACAUGUACCACAUGCAGUGUGUUUACCCUAAAUCCAGGUACCAGGGCUCAGUCACCAAUGUCUCUAUUUUAUCCUUGUCCCAGGCUAGCCCUUCCACCUCAAGCCUGAGCUCUACUCACUCGGCACCAUCCCAGAUGAUUAACUCUGCCCCUUCCAGUGCUCGAGGCUCUCCCUCUCUACCAGAUAAGUACCGCCACUCUCGGGAGAUGAUGAUGCUGCUGCCAGCCCAUCGGGACCGACCCAGCAGCGCCAUGUAUCCCGCAGCUAUCAUGGAGAAUGGACAGCCUCCAAAUUUCCAGCGCGCCUUCAUCCAGCAAAUGAUUGGACCAUGUAAACCUUGCAGUGAUCCCAACCUGUCUGUGGCUGAGAAAGGACACUACUCACUGCACUUUGAUGCCUUCCAUCACCAGCUCAGCGACGCUCCUCCAGCGCUGCCUGCACGAACGUUACGCAAGUCUCCUCUUCAUCCUAUCCCUGCAUCGCCCACCAGUCCACAGUCUGGUCUAGAUGGAAGUAACUCCACUUUAUCAGGCAGUGCCAGCAGUGGUGUCUCUUCCUUGAGCGAGAGCAAUUUUGGACAUUCUUCUGAACCGCCUCCUCGCACAGACACCAUGGAUUCUGUCCCCAGCCAAGCCUGGAACACUGACGAAGAUCUAGAGACACCCUACCUCCCUGUCAGGUACAGCCUCUCUGAGCCUGAUGUCCUAGAGUCACUCAAAUCCCAGCCAUGCCGAAGCCACUCUGCUCCAUCUGGAGUCAUUCCUCAGGACACCAUGGACCCUCCUGCUCUACCCCCCAAACCUUACCACUCCCGGCUGCCAAACAUGGAGAACGAGGAGGGGAUGAUAAUUGAGGAUGAUGACAAACACCGCCCAUUGCAUCGUAAAGUGUCCCAGCCCGUGAGUGGUGGGAAGGAGGAGCAGGCCAGGGUAGCGUGGGAGCACGGCAUCAGUGAGCAGUAG